This is a messenger RNA of Cuscuta europaea, 1559 nucleotides long. NCBI's taxonomy places the organism in Eukaryota, Viridiplantae, Streptophyta, Magnoliopsida, Solanales, Convolvulaceae. The record is from the annotation of a GenBank genome assembly.
CACCCCCGACCUUUCCUCAUAUUCCCAUUCUCCCAUCCAUUAUUUCUUCUCAUCCAUAAUUUCUUCUCAUCCAUCAUUUCUUCCCAUCAUGUAUUUCUUUUGAAUUCAUCUCAUCUCUUAUCCCCAGUCUCUUCCGAUGAUGGUUGAUUUCUCUUCUGCGACGUCACUCCGGUCAUGUGACGUAAGUCCAGUCUCCGACGCUCCGAUGGUCUUCUCCGGUAUUCGCAAUGGGCACCGCCGCGUCUGGUCACAGCGUGAAGAAGCAGACGCUGCAGACCCUCACUGUUGUCUCCCUGGCAGACAUCCAACGGCCGCUGCAGCAAAAACAGCGAUCCACGGAGGCAGCAGCGGCGGCCAGCGUUCUUGAUGGCGCAGCUGCACCAAAGAAGGGGGGGCUAAAACUUGACAUCCUCAACCAUUUGGAUCUGUUAUCUGAGGCUGAACUCAAGGACAUCAACCACGAUCGGGUGUUCAUAAAUCGUUUGCAACGCGAUGAGAAUAGGGUUAGAACUAUCCAAUCUGCUGCUGGUGGUGGUGGUGCUGCUACCGUCAUUUCCGGAGCGAAUUACGGGAGUGGGGAGUACUUUGGCAGGGUCGGGCUUGGCAGUGACCCUGGCAAGGGCAUGUACUUGAUUCUAGACACUGGAAGCGACCUGAGUUGGGUUCAGUGCAAGCCGUGCAGCAGAUGCUACAAACAAGCAGACCCUAUUUUCAAUUCCAACAACUCCAAAUCCUUUCAUCCCGUUUUCUGUGGUCAGCCUUCGUGUGACAAUAUCAACGACUUCGCACUCCACUGCCAAAAGAAUACCAAAAUGAAGUGCCAGUACAAUAUUACGUACGGGGAUGACUCUGAAACCGUUGGGGACUUGGCCAACGACACGCUGACGCUGAUGGGCAAGACUAGUAGUUACAUCCCGGAAUUCAUUUUCGGCUGCAGUCGCAGCAGCAAAGGGUUGUUCGUCGGGUCGGCCGGUUUAUUGGGUCUGGGAAGAGGAAAGUCGUCCCUGCCGGCUCAACUGGCCGCCACCCAGCGCCCGGGUUUUAGCAGAUCCUCGACUUUCUCCUAUUGCCUCUCAGCUGACGGCAGCUCCGACGCGCAAGCAGCGUCCUCAAUAGAUUUCGGCGAUUACGGUUCGGCUAUCAAACCAAAUUUCACCUCCCUUCUCCGGAACCGGUGGGCGAAGAGGAUGGAAAACUUCUACUUCAUUGAGCUGGAAGGGGUCAGCGUGGGAGGGUACAGGGUGGCUGGGAUUAAGCCAUCUAUGUUCAAGCCCACAGAUCAGGGUGGGCUAAUCAUUGAUUCCGGCACCACAGUCACCCGCUUGUACAAGCCCGCUUACGAUGCACUGUGUAACAGGUGCAAUUACGGAAGGAAAGGAAGAACUGAAGGAUGGGACCCAAGAGGACAAACAAGUGGCAAAUAACGGAGGAAAAAGGCGGAGCACUCGUAAUAAAAUAACUAACACUAUGCUAAAUGAUUUUGUGUGGUCCCAUAAGUAGUAUAAAUAAUUAGCCAAUUUUAUCAGAUAAGGCAUGGAAGUUGUAUGUCUUAUUCUCUU